AUGGAGGGAUGGAUGGGGGAGACACAGACAGUAGAAGAAAGGAGUCUCACCCACAGGAGGGGAGGCAAAGGAAGAAGCUGCUUCAGAGGUUUGAUUGCAACGCUUCCUCCUCUCUUACCCAGCUCACCACCUCCCGCCUCUGAGAAGAGUUGCAGACACCUCCGCUUGUUUUUUCCACUAACUGUCUACUCUUCCAUCAAAUCUGCCACAAAUCUAAUAAAAUCUAACUCCCAGCAUCUGGACACCAUCCUUGAACUGAACAUAAAAGCAAUCAUCUGCCACGUCUUCUUUUCAAGCAAUGUGACCUGA
This is a messenger RNA of Xyrichtys novacula (pearly razorfish), 309 nucleotides long. NCBI's taxonomy places the organism in Eukaryota, Metazoa, Chordata, Actinopteri, Labriformes, Labridae. The record is from the annotation of a GenBank genome assembly.